UUUGGAGAGUACCAGGAAAUAAUCAUUCGAACUGUCUGUUGCUAUGGUUACAAAUCAACCAUGGUCAACUUUAAGAAGAAAUUGAACGUGAAAGUGGACCGUGGAAUGUUCCAGUUUAUCAUGCAGUGAACAUGUGAAAUCUGAUCCUCGACAUUCUUCUCUGGGAUUAUUAUUUUUCUUAUUCUCGUUUGCUUUGAAAUUCAUGGACAGAAUUGGGAGCGUUGUUUACCCUUCGCUGCAAGUUGACUCGGCAGCGAGUAAUUUGUAAAUAUUAUUUCUGUCCGUAAUAACACGGGGAAUUAUAUCAAUCAGUUGUAAAACACAGCUAUAUGUAAUAAACGAAUAUAGCUCUCCGUGUAUUGAUCUGUGUAGUCGAAACCACCAUAAUAUAAGAAGCUGUGCUCUUAUUUUCCAGUAAAAUGCCAAAAGGGCGAAGAAAUAACCCUUCGACAAAGAAAGACGGUGAAUGGCUUCCACAGAUUGACAUACCACCAUUCUCAGCAGUUUCAGCCACCAGAUCCAUGCUUUCUUGGCAACCAAAAGUUUCACAAAAGGAACUAACAGCAAGGUUACCAGAAGUUUAUAAAAUUAAUGAGGAGAAGUUAGCAAAAAGAGAAUUUCCAUUUUCUGCCAUUGACAACAAGCAUGCACUAAGGAACAAGGGCGAGUACUUCAUUCAUGGGAUUGGCCGCAGGAAGGUUGAUGUGCAAAAAAGUCAACAUACUUCACAAAAAUGCAAUCUUUUUGGAGAAGAGACACCUAAUGAGGAGACUGCUAGGCUCACUAGUCUCAGCUUUUAUCAGACAACUUAUGUAGGAAACCAGAACACUGUCCAUACCAUUCAUAGACGGUUUCCCAAGGAUUACACAAAACAAAUACCCAGAGCAACUCCACCUACUGAAAGCAAUGUUUUGUGGUUUGGUAAAGACAGCAUUCAGUAUCGAACACCACUCCAUGUUUUAGCUGCAACUCAGUAUCCAAAUCCAUACCCAUUGUCUAAACUCAGUCCUUGGAAGUAUUCCUACAGACCUGCAUUUCCUGAAAACAUACAUGUGUAAAAUAACCUAUAAAAAGUGUGCAUGUAGAAUAAACACAUAAUUAGAUAUUUUUCUGGCUUCCUAGACACUUUAUCAACAAAUAUUUGGAAAAGUUGAUUUGUAGCAAGAUCCUUACUCCAUCUUUUUAUUGACAGAUAUAUUCCCUUCAUACCUGUGCUAUCAAAGAAAUGAUACAAUUUUAAAGAGAAUAUUUAACAAAAAUUGCAGAGUAUUUUACAUAAGAUACUUGUAUAUUGUCUUAAUUCUAUACCCUGAAUUUGAUAUAAUUAACAUUAAAAUGUUCAACAUUUGAA
Molecule: messenger RNA, 1351 nt
Organism: Protopterus annectens (West African lungfish)
Lineage: Eukaryota; Metazoa; Chordata; Ceratodontiformes; Protopteridae
Gene: TEX36
Product: testis expressed 36
Exons: 4
Coding region: 420-1058 (212 amino acids)
Source: RefSeq, a predicted model, not a curated record